Molecule: messenger RNA, 1568 nt
Organism: Nelumbo nucifera (sacred lotus)
Lineage: Eukaryota; Viridiplantae; Streptophyta; Magnoliopsida; Proteales; Nelumbonaceae
Product: putative prolyl 4-hydroxylase 3
Biological process (GO): peptidyl-proline hydroxylation to 4-hydroxy-L-proline
Cellular component (GO): endoplasmic reticulum
Molecular function (GO): procollagen-proline 4-dioxygenase activity; iron ion binding; L-ascorbic acid binding
Source: RefSeq, a predicted model, not a curated record
UCUUUGAAAGAGUUGGUCAGGUGCUAAGAAGUCAGACGUUGUUAAGCUUUGCUAAUAAAAGCGAGAUCUCUGCGUACCACAGUGGUCGCAGAGAAAAAGGAAAAAAUUAAAAUUAAAGAUUUGUCUCCGUCUCUCGUUCUCUCCCUUCUUUUUUUUUUAAAAAAAAAACAAAAAUAGGGUUUUAACAUUGCAUAGCUGAGGUUUCGCUCGUUCCAUCGACCUGCGACAAUGGCGAAACCAAGGCACCAUCGCCCAUCUAGCAAGAGAUCGCCUUCUUUCACGCUUGUCCUCGUCAUGCUUCUCAUGCUGACUUUCGUUCUCCUCGUGCUCCUCGCUCUCGGAAUCUUUUCUCUUCCCAUUAACACCAAUGAUGCUCCGAAAGCUAACGAUCUCAGCUCAUUCGUCCGCAAGAGUGCAUACAGAAAUGAUGGUGGGUUCGGAGAGAGAGGGGAACAGUGGACCGAGGUUAUCUCCUGGGAGCCUAGAGCGUUCGUUUAUCAUAAUUUCUUGUCCAAGGAGGAAUGUGAGUACUUGAUUAAUCUUGCAAAGCCUCAUAUGGAAAAGUCAACAGUUGUUGAUAGCACAACUGGAAAGAGUAAAGACAGCAGGGUACGUACGAGCUCUGGAACCUUUCUCAGGAGAGGACAGGAUGCAAUCAUCAGGAACAUAGAAAAAAGGAUUGCAGAUUAUACUUUCAUACCUGUAGAACAUGGGGAAGGACUUCAAAUUCUCCAUUAUGAAGUUGGACAGAAGUACGAGUCUCAUUAUGACUACUUCCUUGAUGAAUUUAACACUAAGAAUGGGGGUCAGCGGAUGGCAACUCUUCUUAUGUACCUCUCUGACGUUGAAGAAGGAGGGGAGACAGCAUUCCCCAAUGCCAAAGCAAAUUUCAGUUCUGUACCUUGGUACAAUGAGUUAUCCGAAUGUGGGAAAAAGGGAUUAUCUGUUAAACCAAAGAUGGGUGAUGCAUUGCUUUUCUGGAGCAUGAGGCCUGAUGCCACUCUGGAUCCUUCAAGUUUGCAUGGUGGUUGCCCAGUAAUCAAAGGAAAUAAAUGGUCAUCUACAAAGUGGAUGCAUAUCAAUGAAUACAAGGUUUAAGUUUUUCAAGGUUAUCAAGAUGAAUUUGUUCAUGUAGGCAAUUGUUGUAGUGUGUUAACACAUUAGAAUUCCAGGCAGAGCUCCACUUGUUGAGGACAGAAAUCUACAAUGUAAUCUUGUACCUUUUACCACCCAGAUGCCUUGAAAAUUUUGAUAGACUACUAUAUCUCUGCUGACUAGCAACUCAAGUUGGGAAACAUUGGCCCUUCCACCACGGGAGAAUAAAAGCCAGGGUCCUUGAAAGGAGGAGUUUAUCUUCACAAAUAUUAGGAUGUCAUCAAUGGGAUGCUGAUACUUCAACACUGGACUGUAAAACCAAAAAACAAAAAAAAAAAAAUAGAUGUAAAUGAGUUGUUGUGUUUCAUUAGCUUAAUGUGGUCCUUGUCAUGCGAGUUUAUCGAUUGCCCACUUUGUUUUGAACUGUUUGGAGCGGAUGCGUAAUGCGUAAUCAAUUUGUGGAUUUGUUGUCA